AAAGACAUAUAUCUAACGGUAUUGAAGUGCGCGAUGCUGACAAAAAAAAUACGUAUUGUGCAAUGAACAAAGGGUUCACUGUCUUGAUCCCCAUUGUUCACAGCAAGAUGUUCCUAAUCAGCCACCCACAUUCCCAAUUCUAAAUCUACUACAUCACGAUAGAGAUUCAGGACAAAAUUCUACACGUUAUGGAAAACAGGGCGAAUGCACUUAGCGAUGAAAUUAAGGGCUACUUUGCGACAUCAAAGUAUUGGGAAUUCGAGAAACCCCUAGGCCACGGCGGAUAUGGUGUAGCGAUCCUUCUACGACAAAAGGCGGAGUUCGGACCACACACGCAACGAAUUGCCUUGAAGGUCGCAUUACAUAGAGAAGCAGACGAGUUGCGGAAUGAAAUCAAGUGGCUAAAGCAAGUACAUGGCUCUAAACAUAUUGUGCGGAUCGUAGCGUCGUGCGAGAAACCGAGUCAACCAGAUUGGGACACAGAGCCCCAAAUCCAGGAGCACCAGCCUUUGCCCCCACAAACUGCGUUUAACUGCCUGGCUCAGCUUGAAGGGCCGGUACUUGCACUGGAGUACAUCGAGAAUGGUAGUUUGUUGGAUUUCUUCUGGAGAAUGCAGGAUGAGGAUGUACAUAUGUCGAAUAGAAUGCUUUGGGCAUUAUUCUUGUGUUUGAUACGAGCAUGUAUUGGAAUGGCGUAUCCUAUUGGUAGCCCAAUCGGCACAGAGCCAAUACUUGAGACGAUCCCAAGAGAUGGUAGACUAGCGGGGGACAUUACACAUAAUGACAUUGCUAUUCGAAAUGUCAUGUUAGGCGGGGGGGACGACCUUGGUGAACACCACAUAGGACAGAUAUUUAAGUUGAUCGAUUUCGGUCAAGCGGACGAUGCUGCUGGCCCCGCAUUAGGACCAACUCGGAACUUACGUGCUGUUGCUGAGUUGGUGGCCGUUAUGAUAAACAUGGCCGGUAUUAACACGGAGCGAACGAAAAUAUAUAAAGGAAAAGCAACCUUGGCGGGGGACAUUAUACCGCAGCGCUGGGGGAACCCCUACGAAUGGCUAGAUCCGGACCUUGCAGGGCUCAUUGCGGAAUGCAUGUACAAGGACUCGAGAAACCGACCUACUCUUGAGGGGGCACUACGACGGGCAUCCGACGCCGUGAUGAACAAGAGACCUGGUUCGUAUCCGGAACCAAGGGAGGAAACAAAUGAUGCAAUACAGAAAUUUGUGCAAAAAUAUAUUCUCAAUGCUGCUGAUAAUUAACAUCAGUGCCGGGAUAUUACGCGAGCUAAACACAUCGAACACAAUGCACGAGUGUCGUAUGCAUCUUUUGGUGAUCAUGUAGAGACAGAUGUUGGACUCAUUAGAUACGAGACUGUACAGCCGUCGUUUAAUUGAGAUGUAUGGGUACAUCUCAGAGUUUAGUUACGGUCGAUUAUCUGUAUAUAGAGCUAAGGUUAGCUUAAGUUCCGUAGCGACGGAGAGCGGAUAUUCGCCUGUGUCAUAUGACGAUGCCUAUGAAGAAAGGGUGAUGGAUAGGUCUAUGCAAACUGUUACGGAUCCUUGUUACAGAGAUUUGUCGACCGAUCCGUGAAAAUGUGGUAUUGCUGGGUAAUCAGCUAUAGGUUAAGAUGGGUUGGUGGGAG
Xylaria bambusicola is the source of this 1642-nucleotide messenger RNA. RefSeq names its product kinase-like domain-containing protein. Bases 189 to 1259 code for a protein of 356 amino acids. Gene Ontology annotation, biological process: protein phosphorylation. Gene Ontology annotation, molecular function: protein kinase activity; ATP binding. The record is from RefSeq and is a predicted model, not a curated record. The transcript has 5 exons. Lineage: Eukaryota; Fungi; Ascomycota; Sordariomycetes; Xylariales; Xylariaceae.